Messenger RNA from Notechis scutatus (mainland tiger snake), 333 nucleotides. NCBI's taxonomy places the organism in Eukaryota, Metazoa, Chordata, Lepidosauria, Squamata, Elapidae. The record is from RefSeq and is a predicted model, not a curated record.
GCGAAAGUGAUGGCCAACGAGGAGAAGAAGUUUCAGCAACACAUCCAGACGCAGCAGAAGAAAGAGCUGAACAGCUUUUUGGAAUCCCAGAAGAGAGAAUACAAACUCCGCAAAGAGCAGCUCAAAGAGGAACUGAACGAGAACCAGAGCACCCCCAAGAAGGAGAAGCAGGAGUGGCUGUCCAAGCAGAAGGAGAACAUCCAGCACUUCCAGGCCGAGGAAGAGGCCAACCUGCUGCGGCGCCAGAGGCAAUACCUGGAGCUGGAGUGCCGGCGGUUCAAGAGGAGGAUGCUGCUGGCCCGCCAUAAUCUGGAGCAGGACCUGGUCCGGGAG